UGCCGUAGUUUAAAUCCUCGGACCUCUGACUUGCAGUAAACUUCUCUACUUCCUGUUCGCCGUCCCACUCUUAUAGACUGAAAAGGUGAUGGUUUUGAAGGAAAGGGAUUAUAUUUCGAUUGAUUUGGAUUGAAGUUGAGCACAAGAUGAGCUGGAUUCCUUUCAAAAUUGGACAACCAAGGAAACAGAUUGUUUCGAAAACGGUUGAAAGGGACUUUGAGCGGGAAUAUGAGAAGCUCCAAAAGGUGGAAGAUCAGACAAAGAAGCUGCAUAAAGACAUGAAGAAAAGCACAGAGGCUGAUUUAGCAAUGUCUAAAGCAGCAGUGAAGAUCUCAGGGGACUUGUUGAGCAAUCCGUUGUGUGAGCAGGAUCUGGCUUUCCUUGAAUCCAUGAAUGGUCUGGAUACAGCCAUGAAGAGAAUGGAUGCCUUCAAUCAGGAGAAGGUCAAUCAGAUUCAGAAGACCGUGAUCGACCCUUUGAAAAAGUACAGCAGUGUGUUUCCCAGUCUGAACAUGGCGGUAAAACGCAGGGAACAGGCUCUUCAAGAUUAUAAGAGACUCCAGUCUAAAGUGGAGAAAUAUGAAGAAAAAGAGAAGACGGGGCCCAUCAUGGUCAAACUCCAUCAGGCUAGGGAAGAACUGAAGCCUGUCAGGGAAGACUUUGAAGCCAAGAACAAGCAGCUGUUGGACGAGAUGCCCGAGUUCUACAACAGCCGCAUUGACUACUUUCAGCCCAGCUUUGAGGCUCUGAUACGAGCUCAGGUGGCCUAUUUUACAGAGAUGCACAAGAUCUUCACUGAACUGACGGAUCAGAUUGAUCAGGGCGGUUUGACAGAUGAACAGAGAAAGCAAGAGAACGAGGCCAAACUGAACGAGUUGCGUGCGCUGUCCAUCGUGGCUAACGACUGAGACAGAAAACAUCCUGGUACCCACGUCUUACUCUGAUGUUCUAAUGAAGUCACGUCAACAUUUAAUUUAUUUCUCUUUUUUGUUUGUUAUUUUUUUGUUGAUAGUGAUAGUGUGUCAUUUUGACAGAAGAAGCCAUCAGAAAACACCAAUGAUACUGUAAAACCUUUGAGCAGGAAUUAGCAUGAAGUUUAGAAUCUCAGCUGGAAUUAAUUACCUUUUCUUUUUUCCAGUCACUUUUUGGUGAUCAAACUUCCUGUGUUUAGUUCUAGUCUUGUCUUUUCUUUUUGUUAUUACAGUCACUAUAACUGACCAACAAUUGAAUUUUUAACAGAUCAUUUACAUGUGUAUCUUAAAGCUUUCCCAUUGACCACAGGCCAAAUUAAUAUUCAAACCAUAAUAAGCUUAGUUUUUUUAUACAUGAUGAACAUUUUGUUUUCCGUAGCGUUCAAACACUACAAUAGUAUGUUCUGCAGCUUUUUUAUGCUUUUUAAAGUGUCUUCAGAAAAUAGUGUAACACUGGAACAGUGCAGAGAAUUGCUGAAGAUGGGAAAAUGUUAGUGCGGAUGUCAGUUAACAGAAAUCAUGUUAGUCUGGUGUGGAUUCUGUGAUGAACUACAUGCAUUUCAAUGAUACUCUGCCUCCCUCUACUGACACACGUGAAGCAUUUUUCAUCUUUUGUUUUGUUUUUGUAUCUGGCCUGUGUUUGUGCUCGUUGUGUUUGUAAUGAAGGAAAGACCGGUUUAUAUACAGUAUAUAUAUAUAUUUACCAGUAGUCUUACAGCCAUAAUACACAAGGGCCAAUUAUUUAAGCCACACAUUUUCAUCUCAUUUGUGUUAUUGUUGUGAAUAGCAUCAGUUACUGACAAUCACUAUAUAGUGAAGUUUUGAAACUGGAAGAGCGUUGAUUGUAUAAACAAAAGAUUAUUGGUUCGGUUUGACAUUAUUUAAAAUGUGCCUUCACAGUAGGUGAGUAUGUUGCUCACUAUAGUCUAGUGUAAACGAAUUCAGUGCCUUUGUCCCUUUGGAUAAAGCAUCUACCAAGCAACUUAUACACUGCUUUGCUUUUAAAAAAAAUGAAUGUUUGACUUCUGAAAUAAUCUAAAACAUUUUCUCUGGACCACAGCCUUCCGCUUCCCAAAAAUGUGUGUAUUUUUUCGUCUGUAAAAUUGUUUUCCUUUAAACAAAUUGUUUGCUGUUGUGUUUACUUGUCAAACAUUCUUACAGUAAAUUGGUUGUGGAUA
Sinocyclocheilus anshuiensis is the source of this 2149-nucleotide messenger RNA. RefSeq names its product bridging integrator 3-like. Gene Ontology annotation, molecular function: protein binding; lipid binding. The transcript has 9 exons. Gene Ontology annotation, biological process: actin cortical patch localization; plasma membrane tubulation; endocytosis. Bases 147 to 908 code for a protein of 253 amino acids. Gene Ontology annotation, cellular component: actin cytoskeleton; cytoplasm. Lineage: Eukaryota; Metazoa; Chordata; Actinopteri; Cypriniformes; Cyprinidae. The record is from RefSeq and is a predicted model, not a curated record.